ACGGUUCAUCGGAAGUGCGGUUAGAAUCGCAUUUUUUUUUUGAACGCACAUAUCGCCACCUAUGGUUGAUUCGAUAAGGUCUUCUCUAGUUACGGUGAAAAAGAUUGGAUCUUGCAUACGUUUUGCGUGAAUGCGGAAAAAGAGGAAAAGCUUAUGCAUAGUUUACUUUUAAUUAAUCGGCCUUCUUUAGAAUUUUGUGUGCCAUAUAAAGAUCUUUCGUCAAAAGGAAAACUGCGAGUUUUUGUUUAGAUCUUGGCUAUAUUUGUAGCAGAUGCGUUUCGAGGACUGACAUGGCGGCGAUUCGAUGAACCAAUUGGAGCAGCGCUCUCUUAGAGAAGGCCGUGUUGUAAAUUCCCCUUAUAUUCCGCGUCAGCGAGCUAUUCCGUACUUCGUUUUGUCGUUAUUGCUGGUAAAUCAUUUUUAUCAAGAAGAAGAAGUGAUAGUUGUCGAUCGGUAGUAUCGAGGGGUGGCUUCAAGAGAUUUCAACGGGACGUUAAUAAUGAGAAAAUUGUGUUUGGUCACGUGACCGUAGCCGAAAAAUGGCGCAAAGAUCAGAGUACAAACAUGGGUUCCAUUUCGUUGCUGCGGUGUCAUUUGUAUUUGUUUACAAGCGCGCUUUUUCACAAAACACGUGUUAAGUAAGUGCCAUUUUUUUGGCAGUGGGUGACAGACAAUGACGGGAAGAGGUUCCAAAAGACGGGGCCGGCCACCGAAGUCGGUGGUCAUGGAAAGGCCCAAAAAGUUUCAAUAUCACCUUAUGAAGAAACCAAAAUAUUUGCAAAACAAGGAUUCAGAGACGCCAAACUCACAACCGAGUACACCAACGGCAUCGAGACCUUCUUCACCAGUGGAAAGUGAGGAAAGUAGACGUAGUACACGAAAUCGAAAAUCUCGUGGGCCGAGGGAUAGGCACUCGCGUAAAGGUGGUCAUUCUAGUUCAGGUGCAUAUCAGCGCCGAGGUUACAAUCCGAAUGUGGAUUACCAUGACUCUGAAUAUCAUUAUGGAUCUGAUUUUGGUGAUGAAUCCAGUGAGAAGAGUGAAGUAGAAGAAGAUCCUCUGCAAAGCGAUAUAGAUUCUUCUGAGAGUAUGGAAGAACCUGAUCCAUCUAGCGAUAGUGAUUUUUCUCUCUCUAGUUAUAGUACGACCAGUGGUACACCCCGCAAAACACUUUUGAGUCAACAACGACCACCAAGUCCAGAGCCGUUGUGGCUGCAAAACAGAGAACUUCCUUCUCUUACUCCACCAAAAUCUUCAGAUGACUUAUUGGUUCCUAAGGAACUUGUUAUGCCAUCACUUUCCAUUUAUGAGGUAUUAAGACAUUUUCGUACAUUGGUGCGUCUUUCUUCGUUUAGAUUUGAAGACUUUUGUGCAGCUCUAAUGUGUGAGGAUCAAACUAAUUUAUUAGCUGAGAUUCAUAUCAUGCUAAUCAAAGCACUUCUACGAGAAGAAGAUUCGCAACAAACGCAUUUUGGUCCAUUAGAUCAGAAAGAUUCUGUUAAUGUGAGCUUGUAUUUUGUUGAUUCAAUGACUUGGCCAGAAGUUUUACGAUCUUAUGUUGAAAGUGAUAAAAGCUUUGAUCAAAAUGUUCUACAAAUUCUAACAACUUCUGAAUAUCCUUUUACAUCUACUGAAAACAGAAUCAAGGUCUUGCAAUUUUUAACAGAUCAAUUCCUGAUAACAAAUCCAGUUAGAGAAGAUUUAUUGCACGAAGGAAAUAUGCAUUAUGAUGACCAUUGUAGAGUAUGUCACCGUCUUGGGGACUUAUUAUGCUGUGAAACUUGUCCAGCUGUUUUUCAUUUAGAAUGUGUUGAACCUCCAUUAGUAGAUGUUCCUACAGAAGAUUGGCAAUGCAGUACUUGUAAAGCUCACAAAGUUACAGGAGUUGCUGAUUGCAUUCCUGAUGUUGAAAAAAAUGGUUCUUUAUGUAGGCAAGAACAUUUAGGUUUUGAUAGACAUGGUAGAAAAUAUUGGUUUCUUGCAAGAAGAGUUUUUGUAGAAAGUGAAAAUGGAGAAGUUUGGUAUUAUAGUACACCAUUACAGUUAGAAGAAUUAAUGCAUUGUUUAGAUCGUAAUGAAAUGGAAGUUGCACUUUAUCGUGAAUUAUCAGAUUAUAAAGAUGAAAUUGUACGUCAAAUGGAACUUACAGAAUCAAUUACUAAUCAAUUCAAGGGUAACAAGAAAUCGUACUUAGAAAUAGAAAAUAGCCUCAUACAAAAAAUUCAAAAAGAACGUCAAGAAAAGCAGGAAAAAGAAGAAGAAGAAAAGAAAGAAAAACAAAGGCAAGAAGCUGAAGAAAUGGUACGCAGGAUACACGAAGGUUCUGAUUCUUUAGAAGAACGCUUAACAGCAACAACAGAACAAGAUAAUAAGGGGGCAGUAGAAGAGCAAAUGACAACACAAGUACCAGAGAUGAUAGCUGAAAACAUUGAAGUGGAUGGGGCUACUAAUGUAUCUACAACUUUAAAUACUGAUGUGGCAAACAAUACUGUUAAACCUAAUACUACAUCAUCAUCUGAGGAGAUGGAAGAAGAAACAGCGGAAGGAGAAGAAAAUGUUUCAAAAAUAGGCAAAGAUGGUAAGAAACAUACUAUAGUAACAAGAUCAAAAACAGGUUCUUUGCAACCUCGCACUUUUAAUAUGGAUGAUUUAAAACGACGAAGUACCUCUUCGAUGUCAAGAGAAGAACUUGAAAAGUUAGAUAAGAGUUUGAAAGAAGAAGGAGAAAGUACUAGAUUGACAAGACAAAAAGCACAUCAGAUUGCUUCUGGCACACAUCUCUUUAAAUUGGGAAUGGACAACAAUUUUAAAUCAUAUGUUAAUCAGUAUAGCACUAAUCCUAUUGCUUUGAAUAAAAUUCAACGAAAUGAAGAACGUGAUAAGAAACGCCACUUAUCACAUAAAUUUUCUCUUACACAAGCAUCAGAAUUCAAAUGGGUUGGAAGCUUAACAGGAACUCGUGCUCUUUUAGUUAGUACUCUUCGGCAAACUAUUCUUCAACUUGAAAGCAGUAUACAAGCUCCAUUUAUGCAUACAAAUUGGCCACUUUUACGCAAACCAUGGACUACUGCAGUAGGUGCAUGUAUAAAUCCAAGAGAUUUUGCACGAGCACUCAUCGUAUUACAAGCAUGUAUAAAAGCAGUUGUAUUUGCUAGUGUUUGGCAUGACCAACUUGGACAUGUAAAAUUACAAAGAGUGACUGCACUUGAGCGAGAAGAGAAAAAACGUCAAGAUAAAAAAGAAAAGAAAGAAAAAGAGGAUGAAGAAGAGCGUAAUAGAUUAUUUAAUUUUGUUAAAUAUACGUUAGGUUUAAAACAUCAAGUAUGGAAACAAAAAGGUGAGGAAUAUAGAGUUCAUGGACAAGGAGGUUGGUUAUGGGUGUCAGCAAGUCGACGAUAUAGAUUUAGUAAUAUGAGAAAAUUAGGUUUAAGAACUGGGCCACAAAAAAUUAUGGUGCAAAUUAGAGAUCAAGGUGGAAUAAAAAUAUUAGCUUUGGAUCCUCCUACUUAUGAAUUUUUAAUUAAAGAAUAUUGUUCAAGUCCGGAUAGAAAAAAUGAUAUACAUAAAACAACUAUAAAAAAAGAAAUGGAUGAUUUAUCAAUGGAGGAAUUGUCUAUUGAUAAUAGUACAAAAAAAAUUAAGCAAGAAUGUAAGAUGGAAAAUGUUAAAUCUGAAGAAAAUGCAGAAAUUAAACAAGAAGUGGAUAAAAAUGGGCCAGUAUCAGUUCCUAAAACAGAACAAACAGCAAUCAAACAAGAAAUUAAAAUGAAUCUAUCCUCUGGCAUGAAAAUUGAGAAAGUUUUUACACCAAUUAAAGAAUUUGAAGAAAUUGACAUAACAAAAGCAUUAACUACACCUGGGAGACUUCAUUACCCAAAAAUUGGGAAGAAAACUAGAAUUGAUGAUUUUCUUGCACGUCGAACACAUUUAAAAUUAUUAGAAGAGAGAAGAUUGUUGCAAUCUGAGAAAACAAAGGAACUUACAGGGCAAACAGGUGGUCAUAAAAUAGUAGAUGGUGACACUGAUAUUGAUAUAGAAAACAAUGAUGAAAGUGAUACUGAUGGUGGGGAUGGUUCUUUACAAUCCAUAUUGUCCGGUAAACAACAACCUAAUAAAGCAAUAUCAUCAGCAGCAAAAGAAAUGUUAAAUGCAAUAGGAAAACGCAUUCAACAAGUUAGAGGACAAUAUGCAAAUAUUAUGAAACUUGGAAAGAAUGGAAGUUGCUAUUCACAAUAUUGCAAUAUGACAACUAUGCCAGGAAAAAUUGCAAUUACAGCACAAAGUUUAACAUCUACAUGUUAUUCUCCAAUAUGUCUUCAGAAAGCAAGAUUGAAACGUGACCUUAUAGCAUUACUACGAAAGGCAAAUGCCUUGAACAAUAAUCAAGUACCAUCUCACUCGUCACAAAACAAGACUGAUGGAAAUGAUGAGGCUAAAGAUGCAAUUAGAAGAGAUUUAGAAUCUGCUGUUGCUUCAGCAACUCACUGUACCGAAGAAUUUCAAACAAUAAAUGUAACUAUAAAUAAAUCAUCAAACUUCAAAGAUGGAUCAGCACACAGUGCUAAAAAAACAAAAUUGGAACAUAAAGGAUCAGAAAAUGAUUCUAAUUUGAAUAAAAGUGAAACUAUAGUUACAACAAAAAGUAAUAUUGUAACAACAGCUACAAUAACUACUACUCAACAAACCAUUAAAACAGUUGAUGGUAUUGUACAAAGUAUGCAGGAAAGCAUUACUUCUCAUAAUUCAACUACAUUUUUAUCAGAAACUAAAACUAGUAAUGUAAAUAAUAUAGGAUCAAAAACAACGAUUAUUAACAAGAGAGGAAGAACAGUACAACGAAGUACAGUAGCUAAGGAAUUAAAUGCUGAUGGAACUGAAAGAAUAUAUACUGCCAGCUCAACGGAAGGAAAAGUUUAUUUAAAAAAAGUUGCAAUUUCUUUAGCUGAUAGAAGGAAAAAACGAACACCAGUAAAAUAUCCUUUAUGUUCGACAUUUUGUACAAAAAAUAAACGUCGUAGUAUUUUACUUCUUCCACAACAUGAAUUACGAAAAUUAGCCAGAGUUGGUGGACGAAUACCAGUUCAAGGUUUUCAUCAUAUGGCUAAGGCAAACCUAUCAGUUUGGCCAUAUCCUUGUCCUAGACCAUUAUUUAAGACAUGUUGGUUAUAUCGAACAGUUGGCUUAAAAUCUUUAGCUGCAGCAGCUCUUCAAUUAAGAAUAUUAUGGGCAUGUUUGCGUUGGGAUGAUAUGGCAGCAAAACCAUUAUCUACAGACGGAAAACAUCAAAUUACAACAGAUACAGAGAUUAUGUCAUUAGAAAUCUUAAAACAUCGCCAUGUUGGCCAAUUUUUAGAUAGAACACAAUAUUUGCGUCGGAAAGUUGUUAUACCCUUAGAACUUCCAAAACAAAUCAGAGAAGUAACAUCUAUAAGAAGUGGAUUAAGGAAGAGGAAACGACCAGAAUCACCGCAAAGCACUGAGCCACAAGUUACAGAAGAAUGGGUUGAUGAAGAUAAAUUGGAACUAUGGGAAAUCAAGCAAUAUGGUGAUAGGUUAGAGAAGGCUAAUGCCCAGAUUAUUACUAGGAGUCGUUCGGGUGUACCACAAUCUGUUGUUGUUGGUCCAAACAGAAAUGCUGGAUCAAAUUCUGGUAUUGAUCAACUUGUUAGUGGUAAAGCAACUCCUGAAGAAAUUAAAGAAAAAAUGGAACAACAAUUACGUAUGCAAAGGGCUGCACAUCAACAGAAAAGAGCUUUAGAAACUCUUAAAAGUCCAGCUAAUUCCUCUUCUUCAAACACACAACUUGUUAAAGUUACAGCAAAUUCUGCCCAUGAUGGUUCAGUUAAAUUAGUUUCCAAAGUAGCAAUACCAGCUAGUCCGAAUAGUGGAAGUAAGUCACAAUUAACUUCACUUCUAACAACACCUACACAAAAUAAAACAUUUAUUGGAACAAGACGUAUUUAUAUGGCAAAAUCAGCCGAUGGAACAACAAAAGUCGUUUCCGGGCCUACAAGUAUUUUACCAAAGACGUCUCAAACCCAAUCAGGAAAUCAACAGCAAUCUUUAAUUAAAGUUUCAGGUCAAACUGGGACACCUACAGGCACCGUACAGCACAUACAACAAAGGGUACAAAUUUUAAGAGGACCUGAUGGUAAAUUACAAGUUCGUGGAUUAAUGCCUGGUCAACAAUUAGUACAGAUGCCAGAUGGAAAAUUGCAUGUAUUGAAUACAGCACAAGCUAUUACUACCAGUAUUACACCUACUACUGGUACUACUUCAAAUGCACCAACUACACAGACUAAAACGGUAAUAGCUAGCACAGCUAAAGUCUCCACAUCAAAUAGUAGUACAUCUAAUAAAAAUAGUCCAGCUAAAAUUGUAACUACCUUGUCACAAGUAUCAACGCCACAACAACCACAAACACAAUCGCAACAAGUACAAAAAAUUGGAAAAUCUUCCACUGUAACAAUAGCAAAUGUUACUUCUACACAACCUGCAAAAAGUGCAAUAGUUGUUGCUAAUACUGGUCAAAUUGUACAGGGAGCGCAGGUAAUAUCUUCGGGUAGUCAAGUUUUAAGUGGAAAUCAGAUAGUUGUUACUAAUGCUAAUUUGGCUCAACAACUUGCAUCCGGAAAAGCACAAUUAACAACAAUAGGUGGGCAUCAAGUUGUAAUUCGUAGUACGCCAACAGGAAAUCAAAUUGUACAUUUAAAUUCAUCAAAUAGUAGCAUUAUAGUAAAAAAUGCUGUUUCAUCUAAUAAACAAGUUCCAGUAUUGCAAACCACUCAAGUAAUAACAUCAACAAUAGCGCAAACACCUGAAACAACAAGUGUAAAUAUUACUUCUAAUUCAUUAAGUAGUACUUCAUGUACUACGUCUACUACAAAUCAAACUACUACCGUUCCACCACCUGGAAGCAUAGAAGCUUCUUUGUUAGCGGGUCAACCACCAGGUACAGUCAUAAAAUGUGUCACAGCUCAAGUAAUACAAACAACACAAGGACCGCGAAUAGUUUUACAAGGAUUGCAAGGAGCAGAUUUUACGCCGCAACAACUUGCAAUGGUGCAACAACAAGUAAAACAACAAUUACUAAAAGCUCAAGCAACUACAGGAAAGCAAGGAGUCUUGGGUCCUACAAAAAUUUAUUUAGCUGUUCAACCUGCACCAGGAAGUAAUCAACAAGCACAGACAUCUCAAACUUCUACAACAGCAAGUACCCCUACUGUUCCUACAUCAAAACAACAAGUACAACAUCCAACUGAUUCUCCACCACCAGCAACAGAACCUCAAACUGGUAUAGAAUCUAUACCAGAACUUCCACAAGCAUCAGUACCAAGUUCUCCUGAAAAGCCAAAAGUGGUUGUACAACAAGUAGGUCGUGCGAAUAAUAUUGUAACAGAAGAAUCUCAAAAAAUAAACGUGGUUAAUGGUCAGCAAUCAUCACAAUCUGUGAAAGAUGACUCUUCAACUAAUAAAUUUAUUCUUACACCAGAUUAUAUACAACAAACAAUAAAAAAUGCAUUGAAACAAGAAAAUCUUAAUCCAGAAAUAGAAGAAAAGUUAUUACAACUACAACGAUACCAAGAAAAACAAAUGAAGGGAGGAAUAGAGAGUUCGGUAACUAGCAAUCAAAUUCACAGUACACCUAUUAUAACAACUCCGCGUGCCCCAUCUCGUAAGAGACCUGCGCCCUCCAACAUUCCACCAGUAACUACAACUUCAAAUAUACAGUUAACAACAAAUGAAAAAGAUAUUGAUUGGGCAGAAACUCCCAAAAAGAAAUCAACACCAAAACAAGAAAAUCGUGAAAUUCCAAAAAUACAGAAAUUAAAUGAACAAUCAGAAAAUGAAUCUAUAUCUAAAAAUCGAAUUGUAAAAUUAAAAGACAACCAAGAACAAAGAAGGAAACAACAGGUUCAUUCAAGAAUGCAAGUUUUAUUGUUUCGACAUAAAGAACUUUUGAAAAAAGAUAUACUUAAAAAAAGAGCUUUACUUGAAAAAGAAUUACAAAUAGAUAUUCAGAAGGAUCUAUCAAUAGAAUUAGCAACAAGAACAAAGGCAGAAAGACAUAAACAGGAUGAAGUUAAAGUAGGAAGUGCAAAACGUAAAGCAAAUGCUCAAAUAGCACAAGUAAGUCCACCUAAUCGAGGUGGAAGACCAAAAAAACAUAAGGCACAAGCAAAUAGCAACACAUCACCUAGUGCGUCAUCUACUGCAACUCCAAGUCGAAUUAAAAAAGAAAAGUUAUAUUGUCUAUGUAGGACACCUUAUGAUGAAACAAAGUUCUAUGUGGGAUGUGACUUGUGUAAUAAUUGGUUCCAUGGAGACUGUGUAGGUAUUACUGAAGAAAUGAGCAAGUCUCUUUCAGAGUUUGUUUGUACAGAAUGUAGACAUGCACGAGAUACACAGGAACUAUACUGCUUAUGUAAGCAACCUUAUGAUGAAUCUCAGUUUUACAUUUGCUGCGAUAAAUGUCAAGACUGGUUCCAUGGAAGAUGCGUUGGUAUUCUUCAAUCAGAAGCAGAUAAUAUUGAUGAAUAUGUAUGUCCAAAUUGUCAACGUAAUUCAUCUGUUAAUUUUGCAAACAUGAAAAAUCUCAAUGCCAAGGAUUUGGAUUUACUGAAAAAACUAAUUAAACAAAUACAGGCACAUAAAAGCGCAUGGCCUUUUAUGGAACCAGUAGAUCCAAAUGAAGCUCCAGAUUAUUAUAAAGUUAUAAAGGAACCCAUGGAUCUACAAACAAUAGAGUUAAGAAUAAAUGAUAGAUCCUACAAGAAGUUAAGUGAAUUUAUUGGAGAUAUGACCAAAAUAUUUGACAAUUGUCGAUACUACAAUCCAAAAGAGUCACCAUUUUUCAAGUGUGCAGAGUCAUUAGAAACAUAUUUUGUUCAUAAAAUUAAAAGCUUAAGGGAAAAGUUUUCAGAGGGAAAAUAAGCAAUCAAAACUGUAACUAUAAACGAGUGGAAGUGCAAAAUUGGCAGUUAAAUAGUGCAGUGUAACAAAAAUGAUCUGUGCCAGUACAUGUAGAGAUUGAAACUCAAAGUAGAGAUAAGUAUAUAAAAGUAGGAUAUAUUUAUUAGACCUGUGUGAAUUUUUAUUUCCUUUAACAAAUGAACUUCUGUCAAACUUAUUCUGUGCAAUGGAUUUUGGACUAGAAUUUAUAAUUUCCUAUUUCUUGUAACUAUUCCAGACUGGUGAUAAAUUACCAGUGGUGUAUAUAUAUAUAUAUAUAUAUAUAUAUAUAUAUAUAUAUAUAUAUAUAUAUAUAUAUAUACACACACAUACAUACACAUAUAUAUAAUGAACUGCCUUGUUCACAAAAAAAUAUAAAGUAACUAUAAUUAUGAUGUAACAUAGCUACUGUUGAAAUGGUCUAAAUAAUAUAUAUGGAAUGAAUCUAUUUGAUUGACAUUGAUCAAUAGGAUCAUUUCUAAAUAUUUAUAGUAUCUAAAAUAUGACAAAACUAAUUCAUUCAAUAAUUAUACAUAACAAAAAUAUCUUAUUCUUCAUCUAUCUGUUUUGCAAGAUUUUAUAUAAUAAAAUUAGACAUAUAAAAGUUUAUUAGAAAAUAAUAAAGUGGAAAUAAAUUGAUUUAUAAAAAUGAAUUUGAAAUGUAGAACAUGUUAGGUAAAUGUUUAUUGACAUAUUUGAUGGUUUACAAUAUUUUAAUGCUUAUAUUUUCUUCUAUAAUUAUAAGUUGUGGUUCAAAAUUCAUAUGGUACAGGUGAUAUCAUUAUCUAUAAACAUAUACAUGUACUAAAUGCAUGUAUAAAUAACUAUGCAUGCUACAAUUGCAGAUAUAUAAAGUCGGUGCCACUUCAUAUUUAAGAUUAUGAUCAACAACAACUUUAUAGUAAACUAAUACAUGUUUUUUCAAACGAAGAGAAUUUAGUGAUGAAAGACCAUUUGACAGUUUUUAUUAACAUGAUAAUGAUCUGAUUACUAUUUCGUCAUAUAGCUCACUCAUAAAAGCGUUCUGUGUCGUAUAGCUGUAAAAUUCUUUAGAACGCGCAUAAUAAAUUGUACAAAUUUGUUUAUUGUGCUCACAAGUAAUUAUUAUUAUAUUGUUUUAAUCACUUAAAUUUUCUAUGAAAUUGUUUAUAAGCUAAACAUAUGAUGUUAAGUUAUAAGGAGUAAGCAGAUAUCUGCUUUGUACAUACGUGAGUAGAAAUGUUUAUGAAAAACAAAUGAGCUUUGGUUUGGUAUAAUACAAUACCGAAAUCAGUCUAAACACAAAAAGCUGUUUUCGAUACAAAUAUUGUUUAUAUUAUAACUAUUAAAAUAUCAUUGAAAGAUUGCUAAUUAUCUGCAAAUGAAUCAUAUUUGGUUUCAUAUUUCGAAAGAAGGGAUUUGUCAAAAAGUAGUAUUUGGCAAUAAGAAUGUUUCAUGGGCGUGGUAUGAAUAAAAAAUAUAAAUAUAUACAUAAACAUACAAAUAUAUUAAAUAAAUUAAGGAAGUUAUGAAACUUUUGAAGUAUGACUGUAAACAACAAGAAUGAAAGUAAAUAUUGAAUGUUCAACUGGAAUCUGUGAAGAAAAGAAUUUCUGUAAGUUUAUAGUUUUAAAAUAUUCUUUGGUUAAAAAAUGUCUCAACAUACUUUUAAUUCUGAGAGUAAAAUUUAAAAAUAUAUUCAUACAUGUACCUUUAUAAUAUUUCCUAAAAUCAAUGAGAUUACAAAUCUCCGGCAUGCCUUGUCGAUUCUUGGUUGUUUAUUUAACAUGAAAACAGAUUACUCAAAACAGGUUGUACAUUUUUGCCAGGAUAAAGCUUGUACAGUAUUUUUAAUUCAAAAUCACAAGACCUGGCACUGAUCUGUUUUUUACCUUCGACUUUCGAUUAUAGUUACAGAAUGUAUAGAUUAGGUUUCAGUCUCCAGGUUUAUACACUACAGUAGCUGUACUGGUUCAUCUUAAUCAAUAAAUAAUAUGCAUUUCAUUAAUCAGGAA
Messenger RNA from Vespa mandarinia (Asian giant hornet), 10944 nucleotides. It is a transcript of the gene E(bx), whose product is annotated as nucleosome-remodeling factor subunit NURF301 E(bx). Gene Ontology annotation, molecular function: RNA polymerase II cis-regulatory region sequence-specific DNA binding. NCBI's taxonomy places the organism in Eukaryota, Metazoa, Arthropoda, Insecta, Hymenoptera, Vespidae. The record is from RefSeq and is a predicted model, not a curated record. Gene Ontology annotation, biological process: regulation of transcription by RNA polymerase II. Gene Ontology annotation, cellular component: NURF complex.